AUGCAGAUCAUAAGAGUCUUGAUGAUGGUUCCUCAUGUUUCUAACAUGUCUAUGUUCCUCAUAACUACCCUCGCUAUUUUCAUCAUGUCGACCACAAUGGCAAAACCUUCUCUCUCUACUUACAAAUCUCUAUCUCAAGAUUUAGAUUCUCCUUAUACGGUGAAAUCCAAGAGCUUUUUACCAAAGUUAUAUGGCGAUUAUGGGUUUUGGAACCCGAGCCCGGUUUACGGAGGAGGUUACCCUUAUCCCGGGCCAGUUCCUCAUGGAAGUCUAGAUGCUAAGCAGAGACAUAAGAAGCCGGAAGGAUAUUAG
Arabis nemorensis is the source of this 312-nucleotide messenger RNA. NCBI's taxonomy places the organism in Eukaryota, Viridiplantae, Streptophyta, Magnoliopsida, Brassicales, Brassicaceae. The record is from the annotation of a GenBank genome assembly.